GAACAAUGAAAUCGAAAAUGGAAAUAGAAAUUCCCCACGAUAAACACAUUUUACGUAAUAUUGUAGUUCAAAAACGAAAGUACACUACUGGGGAAUUUUAAGAUUUUGAACAGAUUAUGCAAAUUUUUCUGCGAGUAGGUGAAUCCAUUGUUGUGAAAAGUUACAGUGUAUGCAGAAUUGCAUUUCAAACAAUCAUUGCGCUGCUAUUUAUCUGCUGGACAGAGCUUCAAAAUAAAAUAUACAAUUGGACGAACGAUAGCCAGAGGAUGAGCCGACAAAUGGGUAUGGUAGUAAGCAAAUGUCAAGAAAAGCCGGAAAAUAUGGAAGAUAAUGCCAGUAAAGUACUGGUGGGACAGUUAAGAGAGCAGAUCACUCUGAAUGGGGAACUUCAGGAGGAACUGAACAAGCUGAGGAAGAAAGUUGAGGACCAGAAUGAAAUGAUAGAAAAACAAUUUGGAAAAGACAUUGAGAGAACUGCCAAGGGCAGAUACAACAAUACAGGGGAGAUAAUCCAACCGACCACUUUGUCCAUCCAGUGUAGGGAGAUUUUCGAUGAAGAAUGGAGAAAUGUUAUGAAAAGCCUGUUUCGGGGCAACAAGGAACUGGCGGGGAUUAAAUUUCUGUCGAAAAUUCUCGAGGACUGUCAAUCAUUUUGCCAGACAAAAGCAAAGAACCAGCUAAUGAACUUUGUAAAUCCUUACUCGGAAAACGCAGUGCAUACCGUGGAGGAAGUAAUUAAGUCAACAGAAGAUCUUCAUUACUUACACAAACUUCGUCGUACUGUUGGUCUACAUCAGCAAAAUAAAGCAGCUAUAAAGCGUCUGUUUGGUAGGGAGUGUAAGGAAAGAGAAGACUUCCAAAAAGUUACGGAAGAAAUAAAAGAGGACGAAGAUGAAAUGAAGUGUCUUGAAGAAUAUGUUAACAACUGUUGUGACCUUUGCUGGCAAUGUGCCAUCUCCGAUCCACCAGUGUUACUCAAAUUUGACGUGCUUAGUAAACAUAUUGACGACGUGUCUGAUAAUUUCCAAGAGUAUCAUUAUAAAGGUGCGGUAGAGGAUGGGGGUUUUAGUAAGACAGUGAUGCAGGUGGUCUGGCCAGCAGUCGUGAUGUAUGAUGAUGAAGGUUCUGAGAUUCUUGUUGAUAAUGCUAAAGGUUAUGUUAUUGUGCAUGUAAGCUCGGCUGUUUAACUUAAUUACGAUUUAAAAACCGAUGUACACACCAAGUACAUUGUGAAAUCAUAAAUAUUUGUGGCGGACUAACUUUAGUGAAUUUUGUCUUUGUGCCAAUCUAUGAAAACUAAAUAUUGAAGAAUAAGCAAAUUGUAUAUUACAUUAUAUUUAAAAUUUUACAGUCAUGAAUUCAUGCCACCACGAAAUAAUUGUUUUAUACAAAACCAUAAACUUUAAUGGAACGGAGAUAAACAAUUUUACAGUAUAUCUGGAUGAAUGACACUGUUAUGAGAAAACAAUUACUUCUGUAAGGAGGCCAGAUUUUAUUUCUGUAUUUAUUUGAAACAAUAAAUCAAAUUUUAAUCAGAAUACCAAAACAUACAAAAAAAUCAGCAUUACAGGCACCAACAGAAAUAUGAAAUUGCACAAGGUUUUUUCCCCAGACUAACAUAGCUAUACAAACUGGUAAGGCAGGUAAUUUGCUUCUUUUGCAAUUAAAAAGCCUUUUAUUUCAAACAUAUAA
This is a messenger RNA of Mercenaria mercenaria, 1692 nucleotides long. RefSeq lists its product as uncharacterized. The coding region runs from base 117 to 1187 and encodes 356 amino acids. NCBI's taxonomy places the organism in Eukaryota, Metazoa, Mollusca, Bivalvia, Venerida, Veneridae. The transcript has 8 exons. The record is from RefSeq and is a predicted model, not a curated record.